Folsomia candida is the source of this 2445-nucleotide messenger RNA. RefSeq lists its product as uncharacterized. NCBI's taxonomy places the organism in Eukaryota, Metazoa, Arthropoda, Collembola, Entomobryomorpha, Isotomidae. The record is from RefSeq and is a predicted model, not a curated record. The coding region runs from base 259 to 1884 and encodes 541 amino acids. The transcript is spliced from 4 exons.
GUCCCAACUUCCCACUAGAGUUGUUGCAAACGUUGUCCGGGUUGGUCGUCGUUUUGCUUGUGCUGUGCUGUCUCAAGUCGUUCUUCUCUUGAUACAUACAUCUUUACAUUCUUUUGUUCUCAUCAUUCCGUGCAUAAGAUUUCCGACACUGAGGGAAAACCAGCAAGAAUCAUCAUAAUUUGAAAUUGGAAACCUUCAUGGUUUGUUCGCAUUAACGACUGAGAGACAGAAUUCCAGGUUCCAGUAAGAAACGCCACAAUGAGGAAUCACCUCACCUCCUCAGCAUUGUUCAGUGCCUUGGUUUUGGUGUGCCAUUGUUUGGCAAAGGAGAAGCAUACCGUGGGCCGAUCUCUGGGGCGAAGUCAAGUCGGAACGUUGUAUGACCUGAGGAGCAAGUUGGCCCGAUCUGCCCCCUCCUCGUCAUCAUCCUACCCGUCCUACCCCUCCUCCCCCUCGUCGGCUUCGGCUGCUGCUGCAAAAGAGGCGCGAGGCUACUCCUUUCACUACAAUCCCUCCGACAUUUCCCAUCCAGCUUUCUCCUCGAGCUACGCCUCGCAAGACUUUCACAGUCGGAUGGGGAAGAUUUCCGACCAGCAACAGCAACAACACAUGCCAGCCAAGAAGAAACAGGCUGAGACCAAGAAUUGGGACAAGUACUCGAAAUAUGCCUACAAAACUUCAAACUCCAACGGAGAGGAGAUUCCGAUGGUCAACAGCUUCACAAUUUUCCACAAUGAGACUACCGAAUUGGGGGUGGUUGGUAGUUCGACCACUUCAACCACACAAGCCAGCACGACCACGACCACCUCCACCACGAACAAGGCGAGCAGUAGUGGUAGCACCAACAAUAAGGCCGUGACAUCUUCUCCCCCUGGAAAAACCGCUUCCAGUGGUGGCUUCGAUCUGAGCAAGAUUGCCUCCAUCGGACUCGGAAUCAAUGAUGCCAUGACGUCUGUCCUCACUCAAAAGUUGAUGACAAUGAUUGAUCAAGACUUUCCUCAAGGAAUUCUCAAACCACUCAAGCACUUGGUGUCUUCGGGGAAUCGAAUGGUCGAAUUUUGGGACAAACGAGCCAACGCAAGGGACGGGAAGCCGCCAGGGAUCGUGGAAAUGUUGGGGUAUGGAAUCGAACAGUUGAAAAAGUAUCGGGACGGACUUUCCAUGAAGGCGUCUGACCCAAUUGUGAAUAUCACGUCGCCCUCGAAAACUCUGAUUCAAGGCAUGGUCACCGUGAAGAAAUUGACCAAUCGAGUGUUGGGGUAUGACACGGAAGAAGCCGCCGUGGAGAGUCGAGGGGGUUAUGGACACGAUUCUUAUGGGGGAGGUGGUUAUGGACAUCACGUGAGCUAUGGGGGAAUGAGUGGACUUGACCCUUUCGCCCUCCUGGCUGCACUGGCUUUUGGAGCGUUCCUUUUGCAGCUUCUUUUAACCCUUUUGAACACAAGUGCUCGGUCCCUCGAUGUGGUUGACUUGAACACGCCACUCGUACUCUCCGAUUUUCAUGUACCUAGUUUCAUGACCAAGAUGGACAAAAUCUUUGGAACCCCAACCACCCGGACGCGAAGAUCGGUCGAUGACGACGAGGAGAACGCCGUCUUCAACUCCAUAAUUGACAAGCUGGACGGGAUGUACAAGACGUACCGCGUCGUGUCCAACAAACCUUCAUGUGCCAGACUCUACCUGUGUCGAUUAGCUGUCCAGGACGCGGAUGCGGAUGAGACCACCUACUCCUCAAAGUUCUACAUGUACGGGCUGAAGCAUCUUGUGGGCGACACUUCUGCCAAUGAUUUUGUGAGGUCGAUACAGUCCAGGGUGGCCAAGGGGGAGGAGGUCGACUGUUACAAAGAGGUGAGUGAGGCUUGCAAUCCAUCCGAUGAAGAGUGAUUAAUCCGUCCACCCACCACAAAAAACGUAUCAUGGUCAAACUCUAAUAAUUCUCCCUCAAUCCCACCCAAUCGAGGACUGCGAAAAUUCCCUAAAAGUUCCAAUUCCGAAGAGGAGAAUAAUAAAUUUCUUCCAAAAUGUUAUGAAUGUUGAAUAAGCGAGUAGAAAAAUGCUUCCUAUAUAAUUAAUCAAUCAAGCUCACUAUUCGAGACAUAUAAUAUCCGAACUUAACUCACAUACACACAUGUACAUAACCACAACUACUCAUAUACUUUAUUUAUUGUACCAUUUAUUGAAACAAGUAUGCAAUGAAAGCAAUAAUAUGAUAAAUUUAUUUAUAGUAGAAAAUAGAAACAAUAUAGCAAAAAAUGUUUAAACCUCCACAGGAUUAAAUUUUUUGUUUUCCCGAUUCGGCCAAUACAAUGCUUUAUUUAUAUAUAUAUUUAUGAAAUUGUACUGUUUGUUCCAAGUUUUUGAUGUAUUUAGUUGUCUUUUUAUUUAUGUCGCCUGCGUAUAAUUCCAUUCAACUAUGUGCUGAAAGAUAUUACUAUUUUUUGAGAA